GGCAGCGGUGUCUGCAGGAGGUGGGAGUAGGAAGUUUUAGGUGGUCCCGACUCGGAAAGGUCAAGGGUCAGUGCGGAGUCUCCGCUGGUGAUGGUGAAGCAGACGAUCCAGAUUUUCGCUAGGGUGAAGCCCACCGUGCGGAAGCAGCAGCAAGGGAUUUACUCCAUAGAUGAAGAUGAAAAAUUAACGCAUAGCUUGGAAAUCGUCUUACCCCGAGACCUGGCAGAUGGAUUCGUAAACAACAAACGAGAAAGCUACAAGUUUAAGUUUCAAAGGAUUUUUGACCAAGAGGCUAAGCAAGAGAUCAUUUUUGAGAUCAUUGCCAAACCAGUCGCCGAGAGUACCUUGGCAGGUUACAAUGGCACCAUCUUCGCAUAUGGGCAGACGGGCAGUGGCAAGACAUUCACCAUCACAGGCGGCGCAGAGCGCUACAGUGACAGAGGCAUCAUCCCAAGGACCCUGUCGUAUAUUUUUGAGCAGUUGCAAAAGGACAGCAGCAAGAUCUACACGACACACAUUUCUUACUUGGAAAUCUACAACGAAUGUGGCUAUGACCUGCUGGAUCCAAGACACGAAGCCUCCAAACUGGAAGAUCUGCCGAAAGUGACAAUAUUGGAGGACCCUGAUCAGAACAUUCACCUGAAAAACCUGUCUCUGCAUCAGGCAACAACUGAGGAGGAAGCUUUGAACCUGCUCUUCUUGGGGGACACGAACAGGAUGAUCGCUGAGACUCCUAUGAAUCAAGCUUCAACCCGAUCACACUGUAUUUUCACUGUGCACUUGAGCAGCAAGGAGCCAGGUUCUGCCACCGUCCGACAUGCUAAGCUCCAUCUGGUUGACCUGGCAGGGUCAGAGCGUGUCUCGAAGACUGGAGUCGGGGGCCUGCUUCUGACAGAGGCCAAAUACAUCAACUUGUCCCUACACUACCUGGAGCAGGUCAUCAUUGCCCUUUCGGAAAAACACCGUACACACAUCCCUUACAGGAACUCCAUGAUGACCAGCGUGCUGAGAGACAGUCUGGGAGGGAACUGCAUGACCACCAUGAUUGCAACCCUGUCUUUGGAGAAGAGGAACAUUGAUGAGUCUAUCUCCACCUGUAGAUUUGCUCAGCGAGUGGCCCUAAUUAAAAACGAAGCCAUUCUCAACGAAGAGAUUGAUCCCAGGCUGAUGAUUGUUCGCUUGCAAAAGGAGAUUGAAGACCUGAAGGCAGAGUUGGCCAUGGCCACAGGAGAGCAGAGGACAGAGGCCCUCACGGAAGCAGAGCUCCUUCAGUUGGAAAAACUAAUAGCAUCCUAUUUGGAAGACCAAGAUCCAGAGAGUCGACUGGAAGUUGGCGCUGAUAUGCGUAAAAUCCAUCACUGUUUUCAUCAUUUUAAGAAGCUGUUGAACGACAAGAAGACCCUAGAGAAUACUGUCUCCUCUGAAAGCACACGGCAAGCAUGCCAAGAGCCAUUGCGAGAUGAAGAAUAUACAAAGCUCCUAGGUCUUCUCAAGCAGAGGGACAAUGAGAUCAAUAUCCUGGUCAAUAUGUUAAAAAAGGAAAAGAAGAAAACUCAGGAUGCCCUCCAGAAUUCAAGCCUAGAGAAAAGCGAUACCAGGCCACCUCAGAACUCACCCUUCAUCGCUGGGAGCCCAGCGGUUCCAAGGACCCCAUUCUCCUCAGCCCUGAGCCACGCCCAGGACCUCAGCAUCUGCAAGCACAGAUCCAGCUUGCUCCACAAAAAAACAGGGAUGAGAGAGGAGAUGUCACUGGGACGCCAGGAGGCUUUUGAGAUUUUCAAGAGGGACCACGCUGACAGUGUCACCAUCGAGGACAACAAACAGGUUCUGAAGCAGAGAUUUUCUGAAGCAAAAGCUCUGGGAGAAAGUAUAAAUGAAGCAAGAAGUAAAAUCGGUCAGCUGAAAGAUGCCAUCAACCAGCGGCACCUACAGCAAGUAGCUCUUGGAAUCUCAGAGAACACUGUCCCAGCCUCCAUGCCUGACCCCCAGGAGGAGAAACUGCGAGCACAGCUGGAGGAGGAGAAGGGCAGGUACAAAACGGCCUUUAUGCACCUGAAGGCCCUGAAGGUGGAGAUUGAGCACCUACAGCUGCUCAUGGACAAAGCCAAGGUCAAGCUGCAGAAAGAGUUCGAGGCCUGGUGGGCAGAGGAGGCCACCAGCCUGCAGGUAAACUCCCCGGCCACGAACCUCCAGGAUGCUGUGAAGCCGUUUCCCCAGCAGGACCAAACACAGCUUCUUUCCAAGAAAAGUUCUCAAGACUUGGAAGUUGAAAAUGAAGCUGGCAGGCUGGAGGUCUGUGAUAGGAAUGCCAGAAGAAUCCUUCCCUCCCCCUGCUCCAAUCAGCAAAGCCAAGAGCCCAGUGGCUCCAGGGUCCUGGUGCAAGAUAGGCCCCUAUCAUCCAUCCCUCUCACUGGAGACAGCCAGACAGACUCCGACAUCCUAGCAUUCAUCAAGGCCAGACAGAGCAUUCUACAGAAGAAAUGCCUGGGAAGCAACUGACUUUCUGAUAGGAGUCCAACCCUGCCCUGCAGACAGAUUGGCUAAUGAGAAGAUGAAGAACCUGCCCCUCCCUUCCUCGUGACCUCACAUUCGAUGGAAAGACUCCCCAGGGAGCAGCUGGCAAAUCUGAGGCCAGAGGAGGAGCUCUUUACCCAGAAGAUCUGAGCAGCGCCCUCGUGCCCCUGGCAUGCGAUCCAAACUUUAGGCAGCUGAACUAUGAACCCAUACCUUGCCUGCACAUUCAUGGUCAUGAGUGCUCUAACACAGGCUUAAAUCUGUGUGUCUAGGGUGGAACUCAAGACUGAUCCUUCUUAAAGACUAAUUUCAAAGUGUGUGACUACUUCUUAGAGGACAGUGUCUGGGAGGGCAUGCAGGGCUGACAGGAAGUCCUGACAGAGUUGCUGACAGGGUGGGCACUACCAAGAAGCUGGAGGCCAGCCAGGGCUCACUGACAGGUUUUGGAGAACCCUGGAGAUGGUGCAGUGCACCAUCAUGAUACACAGGUGGGGGCAUUCCAGGCGCAAUGCAGGAGGAUGAUAGCCCAUUAUUUAUUGAUAACUACUUGCCAACCAUUACCCAAGGCUACCCCUGGCUUACAAGCCCAGGAAUGGCCGUGGCAAGCCAGGUAGGCCUUCAAAGUCCUAGAUAAGAAUGUAGGGCACCUUAAGUGCCACCGUACCAGCCCAAACCAUCACCCACUUGCCCAGUCUUCAGGGAGCUAUGUACUCUGCAGUCUGAGGACCUCACAGUACCAGAAAACAGUGGGAAGCUACUCAGAGCUCUACAGCUCGCAGUUCCCUGAGCCAUCACCCCACCAAGUUGCAUGGGGGUCUACAAAACUAAGGCCUAAACUCCCUGUCCCACAGGGGAACAUAGUUGCCCAAUGAUCUUGCCUCAGUGACCCUCCUGGCAUCCGGCAACCUGGCCCAGUGUCUUGGGCUAAGUGGACACAAAAGAGAGGGGAGCACAGUCAGCAGAUACCUGUGUUGGGGUCCCAACCCAACUACAGUUGGGGGGCAGUGGGGGUGCAGA
Molecule: messenger RNA, 3531 nt
Organism: Mus caroli (Ryukyu mouse)
Lineage: Eukaryota; Metazoa; Chordata; Mammalia; Rodentia; Muridae
Gene: Kif6
Product: kinesin family member 6
Biological process (GO): microtubule-based movement
Molecular function (GO): ATP binding; microtubule binding; microtubule motor activity
Source: RefSeq, a predicted model, not a curated record